Arthroderma uncinatum is the source of this 1212-nucleotide messenger RNA. RefSeq names its product phosphotransferase family protein. Bases 1 to 1212 code for a protein of 403 amino acids. Lineage: Eukaryota; Fungi; Ascomycota; Eurotiomycetes; Onygenales; Arthrodermataceae. The record is from RefSeq and is a predicted model, not a curated record. The transcript is spliced from 2 exons. Gene Ontology annotation, cellular component: mitochondrion.
AUGGAGAAGGCGAAGGGAAAUGCUCUUGGUGAAACCUGGUACCAGCUUCCCAAGUCUAAGAAGUGCGAACUCAUAAAGCAGAUCGUGCAAAUAGAGGCCAAAUUAGCAGCAUUUGCCUUCCCAGAGCAUGGAUGCAUAUAUUACACAAAAGAUCUACCUUUGAAGUAUCGACCCAAAAGCCAAACAGCCCUCCAAGGGGAUGAUACGAACAAGUUUUGCAUUGGCCCGGUGGUGGAUCCAGGACUUUGGUCUGACGGGCGCUCCAAUUUACCGCUAUCUCGGGGCCCUUGGCAUGCACUAACCGAUUAUGCGAGAAGCAUCGGUACAAAUGGGAGGGCGUGGGCAUUGCAACAUGCACAGCCACGGAUAAACUAUUUUCGAAGCAAUACAGACCGCGAGAUGCCCCAUGAAUACCUAGAUCUCAUUGACAAAUACUUGGAGGUUGUCCCUCGCUUAACACGUCAUAAACCUGAAAUUGCUGACCUUCUACAGCCGACAGUAUGGCAUCACGAUCUAUACCUUAACAACAUCUAUGUAGAUGCCGCUUCUGACGAGGUCACUCAUAUCAUUGAUUGGCAGGGUGUGAAAGUUGCCCCUCUAAUAUUACAAGCCAGGAUACCUCGAAUGGUCCGGCACUCCAGCCCAGUUCCGCUUGGUGUUAUUAUGCCAGAACGGCCAGAUGAUUAUGAGAAUUUACCAGAGGCAGACAAGCUUCGAGCAGAUAAGCUUUAUGAGAGUGCUAUAUGCCAUAAACUUUACGAAGUUUUCUCAAUCAAGCAAAAUCCAAGACAUUAUGCUGCUAUCUGCCAUAAUGAUACCUGGCAAACGCCUCACAUUAAACCAAUCAAGUCGAUCAAUGAGGCUUGGUCGAAUAGAGAAGUUUUCACUAUCCGCUCAUCAUUGAUGGGCGUGGUGGAUCACUGGUCGGAACUGUCACCCGGAAGUCCCUGUCCCAUUUCUUUUAGCGAAGAUGAAAAACAAGCACACAACGAAGAAAUAGACAACCGUGACUACCUUGAUCAGCUUAUAGAAGUGUACCAAAAUGCGGGUAUCUUGCCGGCUGAUGGAGUUGUUGAUCCGGAGGACUAUGAUAUCUUGCACGAAUCAAGCUACCUACAGAAAGAGAAAUUCUUAUCGCUAGCGGAGGAUGACGAGCAAAGGGAGUGGCUAAACAAAAUAUGGCCAUACCAGGAUCGCCCUGUUGAUGCAUAA